AAAGUUGCAUCGAAGCAGCAUCGAAAUGUCGCAUUGACAUUAUCAACAAUUUUUGACCUCUAUAGUGGCUUAAUGUUGCUACGAUCGGUGCGAUGUCAAUUUUACAGUUACAGUCGUUAUUUUUAUUUUCAUUAUGAAAGCUGCUUGGUCAGUUUUCCAUUUGUAAUGGCAACCGGCGAUUAAAGACGAUGUAGGCGAUAAUUUUGGGUAUAUAGGUGCGGGUCGAUCGCUAGCUUUUUCGUCGGAGCCAUUUACGUCAUUGACACUCACCCUCCUUCAUUCUCAAUCGUAAUUCAUAGAACCUACGGCAACGCUUAAGAUAACUCACCAUAGUACAAUAUGUCGACCCCCACGAUAGCAAUAACAGGCGCCUCCGGCAAACUAGGCGGCGCCACGCUCUCCGCCCUGCUCUCACUCAACCUCCUCCCACCAUCAUCCAUCGUCGCACUCACAUCCUCACAACCCGACUCAUCCACCUGGGCCGGCCUCGCCUCCCAACACCCAGAACUCCAAGUACGCCACGCGACCUUCGAAGACCCAACCGGAUUCGAAAAAGCGUUACAAGGUGUGGACAGACUUUUCUUAGUCUCAACACCACACAUCGCACUCGAUUUCGACGAAUACCUCACUUCGGAAACCGGAGAAAAGAAAUGGAAAGAAAUCCCCGAUGGUCAAGGCCGUGAAAAACAUCAUCGCGUAGCGAUUGACGCCGCGGUGCGAGUGGGUGUAAAGCACGUGUACUAUUCCAGCUUAGCAUAUGCCUGGGACCCGCAAACCAAGAGUCCUUCAAAAACGAGUAAAGCCGGUGUUAUGCGUGCGCAUUUACGCACCGAAGCGUACCUAAGCCAAUUAAAGCAAGAGGGGAAAUUAGAGUAUACGACGUUCAUUCGCGAGGGUUUGUAUAACGAGUCCUGGCCACUGUAUCUUGGAUACUUUAACCCUGAAAACGAUGAUAGGACUGUGGUCCCGCUUGCUGGUGAUGGGAAAGUGGCUUGGACUUCGAUUAAGGAUUUGGGUAUUGGGAGUGCGCUUGUGCUUGUUGCGCCUAGUAGGGAGUAUGAUGGGAAGACGUUUUACCUUUCGGCGAAUCCGAAGGGUGCGAAGAGUUUGAAGGAUAUCGCGGCGCUGGUGAGGGAGACUAGGGGAAAGGGGGUUGAGACGAAGAUUGUAGGGCGUGAUGAGCAUGAGAGGUAUUAUGUCGAGGAGAGGGAGAGGGAUAGGCGGGCUGUGCAUUGGUGGGUUAGUACGUAUGAUGCGCUGGAAGCAGGAGAGUGCCUAGUCGAUGAUCCGGUGCUGGAAAAGUUGCUGGAGAGUGUGGGAGUUAAACCUACGCCGAUGGAGGAUACAGUUGUGAAGAUGGUGAAGGGGGAAUAAGUUGGAUAGGGUGGUUAAAGUGUCGCAAGAGGGUUUCUAUUCAAUAAGAUGAUUGCCGGUCUAACAACCCACACCCUCUAUAUUAUAAACAUUAAAGGUACUUGUAUACCAAUAUUAUUAUACUCUUCUCUUAGGAAAUCGCUACAACAUCUUUCCCUUUUCCAUAUAAAACUCGUUUCAUUACAUCCCCC
This is a messenger RNA of Hypoxylon trugodes, 1565 nucleotides long. RefSeq names its product NAD(P)-binding protein. The coding region runs from base 340 to 1374 and encodes 344 amino acids. The transcript has a single exon. The record is from RefSeq and is a predicted model, not a curated record. Lineage: Eukaryota; Fungi; Ascomycota; Sordariomycetes; Xylariales; Hypoxylaceae.